UAUUGUUGAAUCAAGUAUUUAAUAGUUAUCGACAGGGCGAGCUGGAAAUUAGGACGAUCGAGGACGAGCAAAGUCUUUAGUAUUUUGUGAUCCAAUACAUGAUCGGGUCAUGGCGUAUGUUAAUGUUGCUGAAUGGAAGACUGAUCAAGUGUGCGAAUGGUUAAAAGGAUUGGAUAAUUCUGUACUACCUUAUGUACAUAGUUUCACAAAUCAUAGUGUUAGUGGACAACAAUUAUUGAGUCUAAGACCAGAAGAUUUAGAACACCUUGGAGUAAUAAAGCUUGGCCAUCAGGAGAUCAUUCUUGAAGCUGUAGAAUAUUUAAGAAAUUUUCAUUAUGAGCUCGAUCGUGAAAAUUUGCAACUCCUGGCAUUGCGUUUAUCUUGUCAAGCGCAUAGUUUGCAAAAUGAACUGUCCCGUCAGACGGACUCCAAACCUGUUACUACUCAAACAUUAUCCGAUGUAGCAUCGGUUAUAACAGCUGUGAAGCCAUUAGUAAGAUGGCUCGAUCGUCCUCCAUUCAGUGGACAAUUAGAAUAUAAUGAUAAAAAAGCUGAUCUAAUGAAACUAGCUUUAGAAAUGGCCACAUGUGCGCAAAGAGAUAGAUUUGCAGAGAAACCAAUAGAAGAAAUCAGAACAAUUUGUGGUCAAUUAGCAAAACUGGCAGAUUAUAUAAUACAGGAUAUUACUGAUCCUAUGAUAUUGCAGCCUGCUAGUUUAGAUUUGGCUACUUUAAAAAAGAAACCUGGAGAUGACUUAGGAUUUUACAUUUUGCCAUCUUUCCACGGAGCUCAUCAAAUUGCUGAAAUUAAAUUUGGAUCAGCUGCUCAUCAAUGUGGUAAAAUGGAAGAAGGAGAUGAAAUUGUUCAGGUAAAUUAUCAGACUGUGGUUGGUUGGGAACGAAAAAAUCUUUUGGAAUUAUUUCGUGAAAGUCCAGCUGAAGUAUUAUUAACUUUAAAGCGUAGACCAAGGCACACAAAAGUCUAUGGUCAGAUUUAUAUAAAACCAUAUCGACUUCCCAGUAAUAAAAAAACAUCAUACACGACGCGAUGGCAACAUAAUUUACCAUCACCAAGACCAGAAUUAUUGACCAUACCAGAUUUCACAAUGCCAUUACCAAGGCACAUGCCAAAGAAUCCGAGUCCGGAACCUGCAAGUAUUUUAGAUACUGUCAAUAUAUUAGACACAAUGAUCAUAGAUAGUAGCGACUCGGAUAGCGAAACGGAACCCCCUUUAUCAAUUCGAUUGUAUUCGACGAAGCCAAGAAAUUCAGUUCAAAGACGAGCUACUAUAACUGGUGCUAGUCCUACUACUAAACAUAGAAUCGAUAUCGAACAAUUUUGGAAAGAAUUGAAAGAGGAACAUAGUACAACUCAAUUACGCGACAAAGCGGCAUCUUGCGCUCACGGCCUAGAUAAUGUACCUUCAAAUUUACGAUCACAAACGUGCUUAAGUAUAGAACAAAGUAAAAGAAAGAAAAAGCCUGACGGGCAAGUUGAUGACAAAAAGCUACAGUUCCAAGAGAAAUCUGUUAAAUCUGAUGUUCCUCGGAUAGAUAAUACAAUUAACGUAAUAUACGAAGCAAAAGAUGAAUGCAAGACUAUUCAAAAUUGCGAGGAAACUUUAACUAUUAGUAAUACAAGUAAUCCCAGCCAGAUUCCUCAAGCAUCUAUUAAUGUUACCAAUAAUAAUAAUUUGAGUGAUACAAGUGUGCCUUUAGAUGAGUGCAACAAUUUUAUUAGAGAUAGGCAUAGUAAUAGUAAGAAUAUACUAAGCGGUAAAGAAUCUAGUAUAUGUAAUGUUAAAGAACGCGGGAAAUUGGAUAAAAGUUACAGUACACCGGCAUACGAUUUAAUGGAUACUGACAAUGUAGAAGACAGGAAACAGAAAUUAUUUUGUACAUUAGAAUCAUCUACAAAUAACGUAAGCAAUGUAUCUGCAACUAAGACUGAUAUUCAACUAGUUUCUACAAAUUUGGGAGAUCAACAAAAGUUACGAAAUAUUGGUGAUAAAAAGCAAAGUACUCGUGCGAGCCUUGAUACCAAUGUUCAAAACGUUACUGGUAUCGACACGCAUAUUGUGCAGAAUAAUGACGAACAAUACGCUGAAAAAUCUCAAUACUUGGACUCGCAUAAAACAUUUACGUGUAAGGCAACCGAUGUAAGUCAUGGAAGCAGUAUAAAAAGUAACCAAAGCAAUAACGAAUGUAUUAUCUCUGAUGUAAAUAAAUAUGACAAGAAAAAUGUAACGAAUAAUUCAAACGCCGAAUUAGAAAGCGUAUCAAAGGCGGCGUUUAGCGUUAAAAACUUUACAAGUAAUUCAAGUUCAAGCUACGAAGUAAACGAAGAUAAAGUAGAAUCAAGAAACAAUUAUGCGCAGAACAAUAGCGAAAGCAAUCCGGGUCUGACUAAAUUCGGUAAAAUUUUCCAAACGUUUAAUUGUGCCUCGAUAGAACAUACAAAAUUAAUGGAAAAAAAAUCUCCCGCUGCAUCGAUCAAAGAAACAAUACAAAUUCAGGAGCCAGCAUGGUCAAAUUGUGAUUUGAUUUCUACCGAAGAUGAUACACGGACUGUUACUCGGAGCAUUCCUCAAAUUCAGAUUUGUCAAAAAGCGCAAACUGAUAACAUAAAAACUGAAGGUUCAAUUGAUCAAGGAAAUAUGAUACAGCCUUGCAAAUACGUAGAGCAAACGAAAAUUGAAUCUAAUAAGAAGCUAGAAUCUAAAUCUCAUUUAAUACCUCCAGAUCCUCCUCCACGUAAAUAUUAUUCGAAAUUAACGAGUUCACCUUUGGACAACGCUUCGAAAGUUUUUGAAGAUCAAGAUAAACAUUAUGCAUCUCAAAGACCUAAUGUUAGAAGAGAUUUGAAAAAACCAGAAUAUUGCAUGGAGAAUUACAUAAAAAGUAACUUGAAUCUUCAAGAGAAACAAGAUUAUUUCGAUGUUUGUAAUAGCUUUACAGAAAAACCAACAGAAUUUAUUGACGAAAUAAAUACUUUAGGUAACGAAUGCAGACCUAGUUUAAACGUGGAUUCUUUGUACAGAGAGUACACUGAUAAGCAAGUGAAAGAAGACAAGUCUAUCUGUGAUAAGUACGAACCUUUUGCUGAAAAGUUCGGUCACGCUAGUUCAGGAACAGAAUGCCAUAAUCCUGAAUCUUGUUUUCAAAAUAUGGAUUCUCCGGAUGGUUCAUGCUCUUCAAAGCAGUUUCAAUCCCUGGAACAUAAAUCGAAAGUUUAUGAAAAGGAGAAAAAUUUGGAAAAGGGAGUAGUUAAUAAGGCUAUGAUGGUAGCCAGAAGUAUUGGGCUGCAUGGAAGCUUAAGCAAAUCUUCCAGUAGUAGUCCCAGAAGUAGCAGAAAACGAAGCAUAUUAUUUGCAAGAAAAAGGAAUAUUUCUGUUAAAGAUAUAGGUACAGGCGAUUUAGAAAGUUGGUUAACAUAUCGUACAAGAGGUGCAGGUGGUGCUUGGGCUAAAGCUUGGUUUAUUUUGAAAUGUUCCUCUUUAUACAGGUUUAAAACUCAAACCAGCAUGAAGGCAGAUUGUCUCAUAGCUUUAACAGGAUUUACCGUGUCACGAGCUGCUGAAGUAAAAUCGAGAAAAUAUGCGUUCAAGGUUUAUCAUACAGGAACAGUAUUUUAUUUCUCGGCGGAUACAGAGGAUUCUCUUACUCUGUGGCUAGAUGCAAUCAAUAAAGCAACUUUAGGCGCGGAUGGUCACAGUCGAAAUAGCGCUCUUUUUAGCGAAACGGACGAGAGCGAUGGCGAACAAAAAACUAAACUUAAGAACGCUUAUACCGCAGAAUAUAAACCAAAUCUGGAGAAAUCGUUUGGAUCGUUAAAGAAAAUUGUUCGCAAAGAUUCUACCGGAUAUAAAGAUCAUGAAAUUAGUGGUGCCAGUUUAGACAGAAAAUACUUGAAAUUUCUUGGUACACGAAAUCACAAUGUACCUGUUCCAACUGCACAAUUUCGAAGUUACAGAAGAGUACUUCCCACAACAAUACCCAACAAGAAGCAAGACUCUGUCCCAAAUUCACCAGACUUACAAAUGACAAUCGCGGGAAGUACAUUCUAUGGAUUAUGUGCAUCUCAGAGUACUACUGAUAUGUCAAAUAGUUCUCAAGAUAUGGGUGAUUACAGACGUACAACAGACAGGUGUCUUAAUAGCAGAAUUAGAAGGCCCGAUGAACUACAAGGUUUUAUUACAUUAGAAGAAUUUAUGUUAUCUCAACAAGAAGAUCGCGGACAAAUAACAAGAAAUAGGUCUGUAUCACCAAGGAUGACACCUUUAACUAGCGAUCAUGUCCUCGUUCAACAUAGAAAUUUUCAUGAUAACGGGACAGUUAAUGAACAAACCAAAAUUGCUACCGAAACAUACACCAAUAAUGACGUUAUGCAUGGUCGAAAUAAAAAUAACGGGGAAGUAAUAAAUAAUAGCGCAUCGUAUGGAUACGCGCGACACAUGGAUAACUUGCAUACAACGAGACAAUUAAGCGGAGAUUUCGAUUUCGAAAGAAAUGAAAAUAAGGGCGAAUCGUCAAAGCUUUCAAUUCACAAAAGGUCGAAUGAACUUAGUUGCGUUCAUAAGAAAAAUGCAUUGGAUGGAUUAAGUUCUCCACAAGCAAAACCAUGCGAUUCGAUUAAUUUCAAGAAUGUUACGCAUGAACAAAAGCAACCAACUUCCUCGUAUCAUAAUAAAUCAGAUACUGCUGAGAAGUUUGAUAAACAAACAAGUACAGUUUGCGAAUAUAAUACCAAUGCUUGUACACAUCAAGCACAAUCUUCGAAUCAUGAAAUCUCUAGAUCAUACGAUUAUUAUUCAGGGAGGAAUAUCGGUAAUUUAGUGGAAGAUAUUAAAUCAGUUCCAAAACGACUGAUACGCAACGAUGGUUGUUCCGGAUCUAGCAAUGAUCUUACAUAUCAUGCUUCUUAUGAAACUCUACAACGCGCAAAAAAAGAUGCGAACAUAAGUCGUAAAGGAAGUUUCAACUUAACAGGCCGUCGUGAUCAUACUUCGUCGGAUAAGCAUUGGUUAGAUUCUUUACGACGAAGCGAUAAAAAGGAUAUCGAUUACGAUAAAACUCGUCUAAAAAAUGUAGCACAGUACCAACCACCGCCUAUACCAACUUCACCAUUUGAACAAGAGGGAAUGACAGCUGCAUUUGAGAUGCAUUUAGACAAAGGUGAACAGGUUCAAAAGCCAAGUCGCUUGAGAAAUUUAUUUGGCAAUAAAAGUCAACAAAAACCUUGCACGCUCGAUCUGCCUAAGGAAACGCAAAAAACAUUGCUAGGAUCGCCAAGAUUACAUAGAGCAUUGUUUCGAGAGAAAUGUUAUAACCAGUCACGCUUACCAAGCCGAUCAAAUAGCCAAAGUCCUGGUGAUAGUGGAAUCAGUCAAUCCGUUAGUUCCUUCAGUGGAAAUAGUCCACAAACGCUUAGUCAAAGUUUUAGUUCGGUUAGCUCCGUUAGUGAUUGGAGUCCAGAUACACCAUCACCAUGUACCCCAAACCUGACAACAAAAAGUGGUGCAGGUCAUUCCUUAUGUCAGAAAGGAUUUACCAACACAGGUAGACAUUCGUUAAACCCGCCAACAUUACCCUACAUACCACCACCGACAUCACCACCACCUGAUUACCCCGGUCUUGAAUAUCCACCAGUAUUUGAACCUGGUACUUACUCUCUAUUGGAUGCUUCAUUACUGCGUAAUCGUAAUAAAAAUAAUCGUGACACUCAUUAACCAAUGACGCGUGUCAUUGAUCUACAUAUAAUAGCCAAAGAUAAUUUCUUUCAUUAUUCAUUAAUCUAACCAGGUAUUUUAUAUGAGAAAUCUAAGAGUUUACUAGUAUUUUUCUAUAAGUAUUCAAAUUUAACCGUCC
Molecule: messenger RNA, 5867 nt
Organism: Colletes gigas
Lineage: Eukaryota; Metazoa; Arthropoda; Insecta; Hymenoptera; Colletidae
Gene: cnk
Exons: 12
Coding region: 110-5728 (1872 amino acids)
Molecular function (GO): protein binding
Source: RefSeq, a predicted model, not a curated record